AUGUCUCCUAAUAACAAGAAGCUCAACAAGCUCAAGUGCAUCCUCAAACGCUGGCACUCCUCCAGCCGCAUUCUCUCGAAUGUCACCACCACUACCACCGCCACCGUGCCCCACCACUCUUCAACUGACAUGUGGCAGCACUCUGCAUCAUUCAACGGCGACGAGGUGCAUUCAGGUUACCACCCAGUAUAUGUUGGAAAAUCUCGCAGGAGGUACCUCGUGAAAACGGCCUUGAUGAAGCACCCAUUGUUCCAGAACCUUCUAGAACGUUCCGGGGAGGGCGGAUUACCUGGUGUUCUUUGGGUGUUACCUGAUUCUUAUCUGGAUGUUCCUAACAAGGAUUACAGAGGAUUUUCACGCCGGAGCCUCAUUCGAAGAGUUCACAAGUCCUCCUCUGCUGCUCUUUCGACAAUUCAAGAUGACCCGUUGGUCGAUUCCGUAGAGAGAACUAGCAAAACUUCACAGGUUAACCAGUUCAGCUCUUGCACUGUGAGAAACCCGACCCUUUUCCCUUACAUUGCUGUCUCUGUGAAAACUUUGAAUCAUGAUAUUUUCCGUGAGACGAAAUUUGCAAAUGCGGUGGAAAUAUAUGGCCUUUCUCAUGCAUUAGAGUCAUUCUCAAUGCUGGUUGGGAUUUCCUCGCUGGUGAAAAUGCGUGGAGAAGUUAGGCAUUUGCUUCUUGAUGUGAUGGUUUUUGACAAGGGAUUGCUUUCUGAAGUUGUGAGAUUUUCUAGUAGUUUGAUUACGCCGUUGCAAGCCUAUGGAGAUCUGAUAAAAGCUCUCGUGGACAAUUCAAUGAUUGAGGAUGCGCUAGAAUUUUGUUUGGAGGCUAUGGGAAUUGGGCUUGAAAUGAGCGUCCCUCUGUGCAAUUAUUUGCUCAAGUGUUUCGUCGAGAGGAAUAAUGUUGGGGUUGUCAGGAGUUUGUAUGAGUAUAUGAAGGUGCUGAGGUCAUCACCAAACAUUUACACUUAUACUACUAUGAUGGACUUGUACACUAAAGGCAAUACACUGGAUGUAGAUGAAGCUAAUAAGAUUCUUGUAGAGAUGGGAAAUCAUAGUGUCAGACCUAAUGCAAUAACAUAUAGCAUGUACCUUCGAGGGCAUUGUAAGAUAGGGAAGGCUGAGAGUGCUUGGGAAUUUCUUAAGGACUUGCAGCAUAGAGGACUUGAGUAUGAUAACUACUGUUGUAAUGCUGUCAUUCUAGGUUUCUACCGUAAAAGGGAGUUGAACAAAGCAUUUACAGUAUUGGAUGAGAUGAAGAAGUGUGGCAUAUCACCUGAUGUUCAUAGCUAUAACAUCUUGGUCGAUGGGUUUUGUAAGGAGGGCAAUGUUUCUGAAGCUUGGAAUCUCUUUGAGGAAAUGCAUAGAAGAGAAUUAAUGCCUAACGGCUAUGGGAGAGAUCUUAUGGCCUAUAACAUUCUUAUUGACGGAUGUUGUCAGCAUGGUGAUCUGGAUGGUGCACGUGAGCUAUGGCAUGAAAUGAUCCAUGAAAAGUUCACUCUAGACAUUUUCUGCCAUACCAAUCUAAUUUACAACUAUAGCCAAAACCAAAAAUUACAGGAAGCUACAGAUCAGUUUGAAAUCAUGUUUAAUGAUGGUGUUGUGCCUAAUGUUGUUACUUACACCAUUAUUAUUGAUGGGUUCUGCAAGGAAGGGCUUAUUAUAGAAGCUUUUCGGUUCUUAAAUGAAAUGGAGCAGGGUCUCAAUCCUAAUAUAUUUACUUACAUUACAAUCAUUGAUGCACUAUACAAAAUUGGAAGUUCUUGUGGUGUAUGGGAGAUUUUUGGAGUUAUGAUAAAGCGAGCUCUUAUUCCUGAUGUAGUUCUAUAUACCAUCCUAAUCAAUGGUUUAGUCAAAACACUGGACUUGGAGAAAGCUCUUAUGAUCUAUGCAAUGAUGUCUCAAAGGGGUAUAGAUCCAAAUAUUUUUACUUAUACAAGUCUCAUCAAUGGGCUAUGCAGUGCUGGAAUGCUUCCUACAACUUUGGGCUUAUUUGAGGAAAUGAAAUGGAAGGGAUUCAAGCCUGACAAGGUUCUUUAUUCUACGAUGAUUUUAUGUUGCUGUAGAUGCAAGGAUAUGAAGAAAUCUCUGGAAUUUGUCAAUUCAAUAGAGAUAGAUGGGUUUGAACCUGAUGGUAUUGUGUACAGUUUGAUAAUUGUAGGUUAUUGCAGGUCUAACAAUAUGAAGAUUGCUUUAGAACUGUUCUAUAAACUGGAGACAAAAAUUUAGACUUGACAGAAAUAUGCAUAC
Asparagus officinalis (garden asparagus) is the source of this 2250-nucleotide messenger RNA. Its product is annotated as pentatricopeptide repeat-containing protein At1g63400-like. Bases 1 to 2229 code for a protein of 742 amino acids. Lineage: Eukaryota; Viridiplantae; Streptophyta; Magnoliopsida; Asparagales; Asparagaceae. The transcript is spliced from 4 exons. Gene Ontology annotation, molecular function: protein binding. Gene Ontology annotation, biological process: response to auxin. The record is from RefSeq and is a predicted model, not a curated record.